This is a messenger RNA of Mandrillus leucophaeus (drill), 444 nucleotides long. It is a transcript of the gene WFDC10B, whose product is annotated as WAP four-disulfide core domain 10B. The record is from RefSeq and is a predicted model, not a curated record. The transcript is spliced from 2 exons. Gene Ontology annotation, molecular function: peptidase inhibitor activity. Lineage: Eukaryota; Metazoa; Chordata; Mammalia; Primates; Cercopithecidae. Gene Ontology annotation, cellular component: extracellular region. The coding region runs from base 55 to 276 and encodes 73 amino acids.
AGGGAAGUCUGUGACUGCCUGGCCAAACUUAGGGCUCACGUUCCGGUCAGAGUCAUGGCACCCCAGACUCUGCUGCCUGUCCUGGUUCUCUGUGUGCUGCUGCUUCAGGCCCAGGGAGGAUACUAUGACAAGAUGAGGAUGCAGAGAAUCAAGAUCUGUGAGAAGCGACCCAGCAUAGAUCUAUGCAUCCACCACUGUUCAUAUUUCCAAAAGUGUGAAGCAAAUAACAUAUGCUGUUCAGCCUUCUGUGGGAACGUUUGCAUGAGCAUCCUGUGAGUGGGAGAGUGGGCUGGGAUGUGCAUCCUGCUCCCUGAACCCUUCCAUCCGAGACUGUGCCCACAUCCGAAGCGCAACGACAUCAAACCAUUAGCACAAGAACGUCAACAGGAAUGUCACCCUCCCUGCUGUCUGAACUCCCUGUCCCUGUCAAAUAAACCAGAACAA